Messenger RNA from Salvelinus fontinalis (brook trout), 8722 nucleotides. Its product is annotated as protein dispatched homolog 3-like. The coding region runs from base 415 to 4533 and encodes 1372 amino acids. Lineage: Eukaryota; Metazoa; Chordata; Actinopteri; Salmoniformes; Salmonidae. The record is from RefSeq and is a predicted model, not a curated record. The transcript is spliced from 21 exons. Gene Ontology annotation, cellular component: membrane.
AAGAGUGGAGCCUGAACAAAGCAUUGAGAGAGAGGAGCUGCUGGGAGAGUGAAAGAACUGAUACUCUCACUGACUCCGUCGCCUGGACAACCAGGCACAGAGGAGGGAGGGAAGAGAGCAAGAGAAAAGGGAGAAAGGGAGAAAACAAAAAAUGAUGAUAGACAAGACUUAUUAAGCAAAUUAAAGAUCUCAUAAAUCUUGUGUAGGAGAGGCUGUGCUGAGGUGCAGUCGCUCUCCCUCGUGCAGCUAGAGUACUAUGAAAAUAAAACGGAUCAACAGAGAAAAUUAAGAGAGCAUUUGGAGAACAAGUUUGAAAUGAAAUUGUUCAGCAUAGGUUUGCAUCCUCAGAAGAGGACCCCAUAGGCUGCACAUCCCAUCAGUUCAUACCUCUACUCAUCAAGCUCAGGUGCUGCCAUGGACUUAGAAGACGAGCCGUUGUUAUUCCAGAGCAGCUGGGAUGCUGAGGAGGAAGAGGAGCAGGAUGAGGAAGAUGGGGAGUCAGAUACACAGAUUAAUGGGGGGAGCAGCACCACUGGAGGCAGCAUAGUGUGGGGGGCGGUGGGCUGGGUCUACACACAGCCCUGGGUGAGUGGGGUGGUCCUGGGAAUUGGAGUCUUUCUUCCCUGUGCCCUCUCUGCCUACAUGUUCCUAUACUGCCCCCCAUUGGACAUAGACCUUUCCUACAGUGCCUUUGAGGUUCACAGCCACUUCUCCGCUGAGCGGUUUGAUGCACUCACCAUUGCCAUAAAGACUCAGUUGGGGUCCUGGGACAGACGCAGGCGUGACGUGGACCACUAUGACUUCACUGCUCUACAGGAGCUGCUGUUGGACAGACUGGGUAGGCAGGGAGAUGAAGCAUCCAACUGGACAUCACAUGGAGGGCUGAAUUCGAAAUCUCUGAAAAACCACACGUUCAAAAGAGUAGUUAUGCAACAGAGAGGAGUUGCCCUGAGUCAGCAAAAGACUGAGAUGCAUAGAGAGGCAAGGGCUGGUAAAGCAAAGAUAAGAGAGGAGGAUAAAAAUACAACUAACUUAGGAAAACCUGAGAGUCAUGAGUUCAAAGGGGAAGAGGGGUUCAGAGACAGUGAGAGAUCUCACACUAGGAUGCGCAGGUUUGCUCCCAACUACUCAUACCUGCAGAGCCAAGCCUUGUGGAGGAUGGAGCUGGUGUUUGUAGCUCAGGGUGGGGGGGACAACAACAUCUUCACCCCAGAGCGUCUCCGCACCAUCCACCACAUAGAGCACCUGCUCAUGCAGCACCCCCAGUUCCAGCAGUUCUGUUGGAAGCCUCUGGAGGUCCUGAGAGACCUGCCCCUGGGCCCCUCCUACUGCUCCCCUCCAAGCUCCCUCCUCUCCUACCUCUUCCCCAGUGAACGGGGAGGCAGGAUCUACUAUGAUGGCAUGGGACCUGACCUGGCUGACAUCCAUGGUGCUCUGAGUCUAGCGAUUACCCACCCACAGUUCUACUGGUAUGUGGAUGAGAGUCUGGCCCCUGACCGGCUCUCCUCCUCUCUCCUGCGCAGUGAGAUCCAAUUCGGAGCUCCGCUGCCCUCAUACUACUCCCUCCAAGACCGGCCUGAGGAGCAGAGGCAGCGCUUCAGGAACUUUGUAGUUCAGUACGCUGACAUCCUGGCUCAGCAGUCCACCAGCCAGGUGAAGGUGUUGUAUGGGGGCACAGAGCUGUUUGAUAAUGAGGUGAGACAGACCUUCCACAGAGACAUGUUGCUGGCGCUGAUCAGUGGGGGCUGCAUCACUCUACUGGUCUAUGUCCUCACCUCCUUCUCAGUGUUCCUGACGUUCUUUGGGCUCACUAGCAUUGGUCUGAGCUGCCAGGUGGCUCUCUUCCUCUACCAUGUGGUCUUUGGGGUGAGAUACCUUGGCAUCCUCAAUGGAGUUGCAGCCUUUGUGAUCAUUGGCAUUGGUGUGGAUGAUGUGUUUGUGUUCAUCAGUACAUUCAGACAGGCUUCCCACUUGGUCCACCCGGUGCAGAGGAUGAUGUACACGGUGAAAACUGCUGGCCGAGCGACCUUUCUCACCUCCUUCACCACCGCAGCUGCCUACGCUGCUAACACCUUCUCACAGAUUCCGGCAGUGCAUGACUUUGGCCUGUUCAUGGCCCUCAUCGUCAGCUGCUGCUGGCUCUGGGUGUCCAUCCUCAUGCCCGCUGCCCUGUGUAUCUGGACCCAGUGUGUUGACCCCCAGGAAAACACCUGUUUAAAAUGGUGGAAAGCUCUUACAGGACUGUCAGUGAGUCACAGUCCUUUGUCAGAUGAGGAUGAAGAUGUGGCCCUCCUGUCGGUGGAGAUGGAGCCAGGCUCCUGUGUCACUGAUGUAGAUGCAGCCAUUUUGUCCCUGUCAGUGGAGACCUCGCUCUCACCCCCAGGGCGGGGGAAUGCAGGUGUGGUCAGCGCUAAACUUCAGUGGGCUCUGAGGCACUGGGUGGCAGAGCCAGCCGUGGAGAAACGCAAAGUCAUUCUAGGCCUCUACAUCCUGGUCCUGCUGCUGUCUGCUGGGUGCUGCUGCCUCCUGCGGCCGGCUACUCAUGCCCCGUUACUAUUUCGCCCAGACACCAACCUCCAGACUCUACUGGGACUGAGGAACAACCUCAGUGCCCAGGGCAUCUCUUGCCACAUGUGCUCUGGUGAGACGUCGCCAUCAAUCUCUGUGAUGGAACCCAGAUGGGUGCAAAGUCUGUUCAUGGAGAAACCUCAUCUUCUGCACAGCCCUACCCAUACUACCCCCUCCAUGCCUGGGUUUCACCCUCAGCAACAUACACAGAGCCCUUCAAACUCAACUCUACAGAGCCCAAUCACACCAAGCAUAUCCUCCAUCACAACAGGGCCUCUGCUGACAGUGUAUGUCUCUAAGCUGGAUGUGGGUGCUUCUAUCACUCUGUACCGCUUCUCUCUGAAUAGCAGUGUGCCAUCGCCCUGGAAAAGCCUCAGUGCCGGGCAUGGAGAAGUUCCAUCCUUUCAGGCAUACAGUGGACCUCACAGCAACUUCAGCACCCACAUGACUGUGUGUGUGUCCCGUGUGUACCACCCCCACCCUCGCUGGAUGAUCACUUCCCAGUCAUGUGAUCCACGCCACGGCUGGAGGUCAGAGUUCAGCUUCUAUGUGGCAUCGGCUGAGCAGCAGCACAGCAGGAGAUUGUACUUUGCCCAGCACAAGCUGAGUCCUCAUCCCAGCCGAGUGUGUGUAGAACCACCUGGCUGUGUGAUCAGCUCCGGGCCUGACGGACCCACACAGGGCUCUUUCUACACUCCACUCCCCACAGAUUCCACCUCAACCAAAAGGUCCAAGACUUCUGGUUUUAACCCCUGUAGUGGAGGUGGCUGUGGCAAGCCAGCAGUCCGUCCUCUGGUUGACACUGGUGCGAUGGUGUUUGUGGUUUUUGGAAUACUUGGAGUCAACCGCACCCAACGCACAGACAACCACGUCAUUGGAGACAUGGGCAGUGUGAUAUUGGAUCCAAACUUUGAUAUCUUCCAAGAGAUUGGACACCUCUGCCAAAUCUGUAAAGCUAUCAGUGCUAAUAAACAGCUUGUGAAGCCGGGAGGAGCCCAGUGUCUACCGUCAGGCAACAAGCUUUCUUCUAUCCUGCCCUUACUCAACCCAGACUGCCACUCCCUCCCUGAGCCCAACCUGCUGCCAGGCCAGCUGUCCCAUGGGGUCGUGGGGACGCACGGUGGCAGAGUAAGCUGGCUCUCCAUGGCCUUUGAGUCUACCACCUACAAGGGGAAAUCCUCUUUCCAGACACACUCAGACUUCCUCCAAUGGGAGACCUUCCUACAAGAGCAGCUCUCGACUCUCCCAGAGUCCUCUGCUCUACGGAGAGGUUUCCAGACCUGUGAGCACUGGAAGCAGAUCUUUAUGGAAAUCAUAGGUGUCGAGAGCGCCCUCUGCAGUCUGCUCCUGUCCCUGGCCAUCUGUGUGGCAGCUGUGUCUGUUUUCACUGCCCAUCCGCUUCUGCUGCUGCCAAUACUGCUCACCAUCCUGGGGGUCAUCUGUCUGGUGGUGGCCAUCAUGUACUGGCUGGGCUGGGAGUUGGGGGCCGUGGAGGCCAUCUCUCUGUCCAUCCUAGUGGGCUCCUCAGUAGACUACUGCCUGCACCUGGUGGAGGGCUACCUGCUAGCUGGGGAGACCAUACCAGCCACACCAGGACACACUAUGAGCCUGUCAGCUAAAAGGCAAAGAAGGUCCCUAGAUGCAGUAAACCACGUGGGAGUUGCCAUUGUGUCCAGUGCUGUCACCACCGUGAUCUCCACAGUCCCUCUCUUUUUCUGUGUCAUCGUGCCUUUUGCUAAAUUUGGCCAGAUUGUGGCCAUUAACACAGCAGUGUCCAUCUUGUUUACCCUGACUGUGACUGCAGCUAUGUUGGCCACCAUGGGCCCUGCCAACUUCCACAGGCCUCCUGGUGCUGUGCUGAAGGCCAGCCUGGCAGUACUGGGCACCGCAGCCUUUGGCGCUGCCCUGUGCUGGGCAGGAGGGCAACUAGGACCAGUCACCUGGCACACAGCAGUCACCAUGUGACCCCACAAACAUAACUCAACCACUACUGUCACCUCUGUAAGCAGAACCAAAAGGCUCAGUCUAAACAUCAGUGUAGUAUUGUUCUAUAAAUGCAGGUGGAAGGUUUCAGAUGUACGUAAAAGCAUCUUGUGGAAGUAGAUAUUUCUUUGUGUGGAUGAUUGAAAGUUUAAUCAUUUUUUUCCAAAAGAACAGAACAUAGUCUGUUGAGAAUAGGUAGUCUGCAGGACAUGCUUUGGUUUCUGUGGAUGCAGCCUACUGCUGAAAGGAGAUGACACAAUGGUAAUGAAAUACUGGUUGAGUCCACAUUGUUCUAUUGUCCACGUAAUUCUGUUCCUGACAGUAAAAUCACUGACUGUUCUCUGACCUGCUGUUAGCACUGACCUCAUCUCUGGCAGUUUGAAACCACACUUUGAGGUCCAAAAAGACAGGUAUUGUACCAUAAAAAAAUGCAAGCCAGAAUGUGUCAUGCACUCCCUUAUUCCAAUGAUAUCACUCAUAUCACAUCCCACUGGGCACAUACCUCAGUUCAAUGUCUAGUUUGGAUUUACAUUUGGUUGAAUUGUCAACAAACAUGAAUUCACAACCUGGACUUAGGGGUAGAUGUCACAUAGUACACGUAAAUCCAGGACACUGCAAUUAGUAUGAUAUGUUACGUUUCGUAUGAUAUGUACUAAUUUGUGGAUCUCCAUCAUCCAUUUUAUAUGAUAUGUUACAAAUUAUAAUUAAUAUGAUAUAUUAUGAAUUGCAAUUCGUACAAUAUGUUACAAAUUGCAAUUCGUACAAUAUGUAUAUAUUUUAGUUAAUGUAUGGUUUAUGUUACGAAUUUUGUUGUGGCUGGCGUUAGCUAGGUGGCUAAAAUUAGCUAGGCUGGCUAGAGGUUAAGGUUAGGGUUAAGGUUAGGUAAAAUGCUAAGUAGUUGCAAAGUUGCUAAUUAAUUAAAAUGCUAAAGUUGUUCUUUAUGAAAUUCGAACACACAAGCUUUGGGUUGCUGGAAAUUCGCAACCAUAGGAACCCAAAAAUAACUACUGUAUCAUACUAAUUUGAGUCUACUAUGUUAUGUCUAGUCUAUCAGACCAGGCUGGAAUUCAAUGUGAAAUCAACCAAAAAUGUCACUUUGUCAUUGGAUUUAGGUUAAAUGUUGGGUGAAAAAAAUGACAAAAUUCCCUGACAUUGAUGACUUUUUGCAAAUCCAAUCAGUUAUCCACAUUGAUUCAAUGUCAACACAUACUUUUUGGUUGAAAUGACAUACAAUUUCUCUUCACUUAUAUGAUUGUUCAGAAGAGAAUGUUAGGAGUCAUAAGGUUAUUCACCACAAGGCAGAUAAAUGUACAUUUAGAAGGCUGUAAAAACAUGGAUGAAAGGUACUACAGCUGUAGGCCUACUCUAGGUAUUAACAUGGGUAAUGGGAUUUUUUUUUUUUUUUUAUUCCCCCAAAGUUGGCACAAUAUGCAAUUACACAAAAUACAAACAGGUUGUCGCAUGGAAGCCUUUUAGCCUAGCAUAUUUACUUCAAACAAAGUCGCCAUAAAUGCAAAGCGAACGCAUAAUUAACACUGCCGGACUGCACAAGUGAGCCGAACGCAGUUAAUAACCCCAACAGGAAACCCUUACAGUAGGCUAUAGCCUAGAAAUGAACAUGUGCCUCGCUGGGCUGCUCUUUGACCUGUCAUUGUGAAUCUUCAGACAGGCACACAUUUGACAGGCCUAUGCACAAUUCACUAGGCAUCUCUGUCACAGACACAAUUCAGAGGCUAUUCUAGAGCCUUGGCUAUUUUCCUAUCCAGUCCCAAUACCACUGAAACGUCAAAUCCUGACUCCUGUAUAGCAUGAAAUUCCUAACUUUAUUCUGUAAUCCAUAGGUUGCAUUAUUUGGGGCUCCCGAAUGGCGCAGCAGUCUAAGGCACUGCAUCGCGGUGCCAGAUGCGUCACUACAGUCCUUGAUUCGAAUCCAGGCUGUAUCACAACCAGCCAUGAUUGGUAGUCCCAUUGGGCGGCGUACAAUUGACCCCGCGUCGUCUGGGUUUGGCCGUUAUUGUAAAUAAGAAUUUGUUCUUAACUGACUUGACUAGUUAAAUAAAAAAUUAAAUAAUAAUCAAGUCACGUCUCACCUAUGCAUGGCAAAAUACCGCUAUAACAUUUCCCCAGCUUCUCUGCGCAGUCUGGUACUUGCCCAUGAGAGCUUUGGUAGAGAUUGUGUGAUCAACAAACGGUAUGCAGUAGAUAUUCAUGUUUUUUAAAGAGUUGGUCCCCGUUAAGAUCGCCUACCUUGAUAUUUAAACUAUUUCCACUCUUCAUCUCCCCAUUAUUUAUGAGCUGAUCUGCUAUCUGUAUCCCAUAAUCAUCUCCUAUAUUUGGAAAAAUCUAAUUGAUCUGUCAUUCGUUAGAGGGUAUCUAGCAUUUUAGCUUUUGACUGCCAUUACAAAGUUAGAAUGAUUCGACAACGCUGUACUCGGAGUGCGCUCUGUGUCGAGAUAUCCUACUGCUGAAAUACGCUGGCGAUCAAAGAUCAUAUCAUUACUGAAUAUAUAUUUAAUUUUCUCUGAAAUCUGUACAUAUUGGUGCAUGCAGCCAAGUGAUGAGGUUGCACAGCGACCUUCUUAUUUGGGGAGGACCCUGGAAUAGUGACCAUAUCUUGGUUUUAAACGCUUUAAAUGCACUUCCGUUUUUUGCUGUAUUUCCCGGGACUAUCGGGAUAAAUAUGAAUUAUUCCCGGUAUUUAAACUUGGUAGAUUUUCGGGAAAAUAUGAAUCCCUACUGUGCUCUGACUCUUGUCCGUUUUAUAUAUGUGCAUCUUAGAUGUAGUGUGAGAUGUAGCUUAAUGUGUAAGUAUCUAUGCUGCUAACACACAUUUGGAAAGUGAUUCCUUGUAUCUUGAGACUACUAACACACUCUUUAAGUGCUGCAACAUACUGUGCAAAUAGAGCAGUGAUUUGAGGAGCACCUUGGAGGAAAGGAAAUUGCAAUUCCACGAACAAUGCCACAGCCAGGAGUAAUUCAACUUCAACAGCAGACAAGGACAUUAAGGAGAAGCCACACCUACCUGAACAAAAUGCAACAACAAGAAAUGCUAACCUGUCAUUAUGGUUCAAAUGUACUGUACAUUUCUCUCUGAGGUAUGUGGUACCCCAUCUUCCUGCACUGCAGAUUGUAAAUGGGAAAAUUGUAAACAUAGAAAAAUGUGAGUUAUGUUCUGUGGUGAAGGUUUCUCUCUUCUAUGGCACAGUACAUCUUAAAACAUGUUCUUUCUCUGAUGGGUGUAGAAAAUGUAUUUUUCCAUGUGUUUUUAUAUUUUAUUUAUUUUAUUUUACCAGGUAAGUUGACUGAGAACACAUUCUCAUUUGCAGCAACGACCUGGGGAAUAGUUACAGGGGAGAGGAGGGGGAUGAAUGAGCCAAUUGUAAACUGGCGAUUAUUAGGUGACCUUGAUGGUUUGAGGGCCAGAUUGGGAAUUUAGCCAGGACACCGGGGUUAACACCCCUACUCUUACGAUAAGUGCCAUGGGAUCUUUAAUGACCUCAGAGAGUCAGGACACCCGUUUAACGUCCCAUCCGAAAGACGGCACCCUACACAGGGCAGUGUCCCCAAUCACUGCCCUGGGGCAUUGGGAUAUUUUUUUAGACCAGAGGAAAGAGUGCCUCCUACUGGCCCUCCAACACCACUUCCAGCAGCAUCUGGUCUCCCAUCCAGGGACUGACCAGGACCAACCCUGCUUAGCUUCAGAAGCAAGCCAGCAGUGGUAUGCAGGGUGGUAUGCUGCUGGCAAUAGUAAGCUUGUAUGCUUCCCUUUACCCUUUUCUUGUCCGCCUACCUACAAUACACAAACCUAUACCAACUGCUCACACAUUGGCUGUUUGAAUGACUCAACCAUGACCCAACCCUGAGAUAAUAAUAAUAAUAUGAUCACUUGUGAGCCUCUCAGGUGAAGGCACUCAAUGCUCUUUGCAAAGCACUUGAUGAUACUUACUAUAACUCACUCGGCUCCCUCCACUGCUUUCAGGCUAGUAGAGUGCACCGUUUUAUACACCAACGCAAAGGCUCUCUCCUGCCCUGCCGACAAGGUCAAACACAUUGGUUAAUUUAUGUGACACAAUAAUGCUUUUAAAGGGAGUUACUUGAUGUAACUGUAACUAGUCUUGUUAUAUGUGUGUAUUGCUGUUAAAAUUAAAUAAAACAGAUAUCUUUAGAAGAA